AUGGUGUACUUGCACGUAUGUUUGUUGCAUGGAUCUCAGUCAGCUUUGGCGUUGGUAGACCGUGGAUGCAGUUAUAUAAACCUUGUAAACAUGAUUAUGUCAGAGUUCAGCUUGAAUCCGACCAAGGUAGCAGUAUCAUUGAAGUAUAUACUCAACGACGAUUUGCUUGCAAUCAGGAUAAAAAAUGACAGCAACGUGCUUGCAUACAUUCUGUUGAAAGAAGUCGAUCGUGAUCCAGCUAAAUACCCAUUAAUCAUUGACUUAAUUGAUGCAGUAAUGCAGUACCCGUCUGACAUGGUCACAGAUAAUGCUUAUUGUAACAGUGAGCUUUAUACGUUGCAGGAUGUGGCCACAGAAAUUUGCGAAGCAUCAAGUAAACAUUUAGGUCACAUUUGUGACAAUGAAGUCACGAUUGUUUCUAUAGCAGAUGCUAUUCAGGUCGAAGAAGGCAGGAUUUUCCGUGAUAAGGAUAUUUUAAAAUUGAGCCUAUCGUUUUUUGCCAUACGAAAUAUGUUUGAGUUUAUGGUUGAACGAUCCGACAAGAAAGAAUAUGUGGUGAGGUGUUCUCAUGAAGGAUGUACUUGGAUAUGCCGAUCGUCAAAAUGGGGUAAAACAAAUCUAUUUAAGAUUCGAAAGAUUGGUAGUUACACAUGUGCAUCAAAUGUGGUGUUGGGGUCACACAGACAAGUAUCAGCUGGAGUUGUGUCAUCUAGCAUUAAGUACAAGUACACAUCGACUGGCACCAUAUACACACCAGAGGACAUAUGCAGUGAUAUGCUACAUACGUUUGGAGUAUAUUUGAAUUACUCAAAAGCUUGGAGGUCCCGUGAACAAACAUUGAAGAUGAUUAGGGGUGAUCCGACGGAAUCAUUCGGUAGGAUACCCAGCUUCUUCUACAUGGUUCGACAAAGAAAUCCUGGUACGGUCACAGAGUUGGAGGUCGAUAGUCAUAAUAGGUUCAAGCUCGUAAUUGUCGUUGACGGUACUUAUUUGAAUGGUCAUUACGGAGGUACCCUAUUCACAGCAUGUACACAGGAUGCAAAUAAUGGCAUAUUUGUUCUUGCCUUUGGAGUAGGGGAUAAUGAGAACGAUAAAUCGUGGAGAUGGUUUUUGGAGAAACUGAAGAAUGCAUAUGGGCACAGAGAAGGAUUAUGUUUUGUAUCGGACCGUCAUGGCAAUAUAAAGAAAGCAAUAGAACAGGUGUACCCGGAAAGUUGCCAUGGUAUCUGCUCGUACCAUUUGCUGCAGAAUCUCAAAUCAUAUUAUGGGAAAUCAGAGCAAAAUAUUAUGCAAGCUUUCAAUUCGGCUGUCCGGGCUUACACAUUAGAAGAAUUUGAAUACAACAUGCAACAACUAGACGCAAUGAAUGAUAAGAUUCAUGAUUGCCUGGCAAACAGAUACUCUACAAUGAUAUCAAACAUUAUAGAAUCAGUAAAUGCGGUCACAAAGGCAGUUAAGAAUUACCCCAUUGUAUUCUUGCUGGAGUCAUUGCGACAAACAGUGUCUGUGACAUGGAAUGUAUCUCCUUCCAACCAAACAGUGUUCUCCGUGAGCGAUGAAAGGUCCACAUUUGUUGUUGAUAUUGAGCAACGUACAUGUACUUGCAGGAUGCUGCAGGUCGAUUUGAUGCCUUGUCCACAUGCAUCGACUAUAAUCGCACAUACGAAAAGGGAUGCAUAUUCUUACUGUUCCUAUUAUUACACAAAGGAAGCAUAUGUAAAUGCUUACGAAAGUUCGGUAUAUCCUGUUGGAAAUCCAGACGAGUGGAGAGUGCCCGAUGAAGUAGAAUUCCAAAUUGUUUUAGCUUCUAACCAAAAGUGGAGUUCUGGAAGACCUACUGAGAAUAGGAAGAGAUCAUCUAGGGAAGGGAAACCAAAAGUAAGAUGUGGACGUUGUGGUGCACAUGGUCACAACCGCAGGAGGUGCUUAAGUUUGGUCCCAUUAAGUAAGAACGGUUGA
Messenger RNA from Olea europaea var. sylvestris, 1959 nucleotides. RefSeq lists its product as uncharacterized. Gene Ontology annotation, molecular function: zinc ion binding. The record is from RefSeq and is a predicted model, not a curated record. The transcript has 5 exons. The coding region runs from base 1 to 1959 and encodes 652 amino acids. Lineage: Eukaryota; Viridiplantae; Streptophyta; Magnoliopsida; Lamiales; Oleaceae.